GCCCAUACCACACUCGCCAGCGAUGUCGGACAACCCAUCUUUCGUACUCAAGGCGAUUGAGCAGACCGUCUACGAAGACAGGCCUAUCCCUGAAAUCGCGCCUCACGAAGUGCUCGUUGCUAUCAAGAAGACAGGGAUAUGUGGCUCUGAUGUGCAUUACCUCACGCACGGCCGCAUCGGUGACUUCGUGGUGAACGCGCCCAUGGUUUUGGGUCAUGAGUCCGCUGGUAUCGUCACGAAAGUUGGCGCGAAGGUUAAAGGCUUGAAGGUUGGCGAUCGAGUCGCUUUGGAGCCUGGGGCAACUUGCCGCUCUUGUGACGCCUGCAAGGCAGGCAGAUACGAACUCUGCCCGGAUAUGGUCUUUGCAGCCACACCUCCUUACGACGGUACUUUGGCUCGCUACUAUGCCAUCCCCGGCGAUCUUGCCUAUAAGCUCCCCGAUAACAUGACUCUCGAGGACGGUGCCAUGAUUGAGCCCUUGUCCGUGGGCGUGCAUUCCGUAGCCGCUAUUGGCCAGCUACGGGCCAAUCAGACUUGCGUAGUGUUCGGAUGCGGCCCGGUAGGGCUGGUUUGCAUGGCCGUUGCUCGUGCACUCGGUGCGCGGAGAGUGAUUGCCGUAGACAUUGUUCCCCACAGACUUGAAUUCGCCAAGUCAUAUGCCGCAACCGAUAUAUACCUCCCGAUUCCCCUGAACCCGGGAGAGAGCCGGAUCGAGUACUCCCGACGCAAUGCCGCCGCAAUGAAGGAGAAGCUCGGUAUUCAGGAUCUUGGUCCUGACGGUAUCGACCUGGUUGUGGAUGCCAGUGGUGCCGAGGCAUCUAUCCAGACUGGUAUCUUGAUUGCCAAGGCAGGAGGGACAUAUGUGCAGGUUGGUAUGGGCAUGCCUGAUGUCGUGAUUCCCAUUACUCUCCUGCUCACCAAGGAGGUUAAGUUCCUCGGGUCCUUCCGCUACGGCCCGGGCGACUAUCAACUUGCGAUCGCGCUCGUAGCGGCCGGAAAGAUCGACCUUAAGUCCCUCAUCACACACCGCUUCUCAUUCGAGGAAGCCGUGACCGCGUUCCAGGUCACCAAGGCGGGCAAGAGCGAGGACGGAAAAGGCGUUAUCAAGGCAGUCAUCUCUGGCCCAGGCGUGAAGGUGGACGAGCUCUAGGUUUUUACCAUUGUUAUCGAAAGGGGAGCAGAUGAGAACAUAAGACACGAGUAGGAACUUGCAAUAAUUACUGUAAGAUGAAAAUGUACCCAAGUAUAUGCCAAUAUGUUCAAUGCUGCUGGUUAUGCCUAUGUGCCGGUCGGCCCUCGUCAAGGCAUGCCACCUAAGUCUGGUGCCAUAUCGUAUUCCGGAUGCCAUGGCCGCUCUUGAUAAUCCUUGAGGAAACGGCCAGACAUCAACUUGCCCUCGAUUCCGCAUUCCACCGGAUAUAGCACCCUCGCAGCUCCAUCCUCCCAUGUUAGCGGCACAGCCGCUGUUCUCUGCACGCGCUCAUCAUCCGGGACUGCGUGUUGGAUGCUGAGAUAGCCGGGAUCAACGCUGUUCAUGUAUAUGCCCUUAUGAUCGCGAAAUUCGUCCGCGAGUGUUUCUGUGAUCAUAUUCAUCGCCGCCUUGGCCAUAUUUGUGUGCACGUGGUGUGGAGCUCGGCCUAUGUUAUCUUUGCGGAGGAAAAUACCCUCUCUGGAGGAAACGUUGACGAUGAAUGCUGGGUCACUUCUCCGAACCUCGCGAUCGGAGCGUGCCAUCAGAUUCGCCAGUUCACGGAUCAAGACGAAAGGCACAACCGAGUUGACCGUGAGCACGUUGAACAUUUCCACGUAGGGGAUCUCAUCGUAAUGCGCCGUCCAACUGUUCUUGACAGGCUGGCCACGUACGGAAACAAUACUUGUCUCCUCCCGAAUGACAGACGAGGUCUCCAGCGAGGUAUACGGCUUGACGGCUCUAUCUUCUUCUAUGAACUGCAGUUCGGAUCGACCUUUGGCUGGUCCCAGCAUCAUUAACCUCUCGCGUUCCACUCGUGGUAUCGGCACCGUUUGAGCUGCGUUGUUGAUCAGGAUAUCUAGUGUUCGGCCAUGUAACAGACCCUUGAUCUUCUCAAUCAUGCAAGUGACGUCUCCUGCAUCCGUAAAGUCAGCUUCGAGUAUGACGAGUCUAUCGCGCCAAUCCUCGUGAUCCGCACAAGAGGCGUAACGGUUCUGAGCAUCCACGUGAAACCGCGUCGUAGCAAAAACGAGGCUUGCUCCACCCCGAAGCAGUCGCAGCACGGUAGCGAACCCCAAGUUGAUGCGCCCGCCCGUCACCAAGGCGACUUUCCCGUGGAACCGAGCGGGAUUGACCGGCUGCGAUUGAUGGGCAUUGAAUUCAGCGCAGUGGAUGCAAAGCCACGGAUUUAUUGAACGACGGUGCGAUUUCAUGACGCUUUUGCAGAUGUAACAACGAGGGUGAUCGCGCGUACGCGAGGUGAGGCGCGGUAGGGCAGGUUCGGGGUUCACAUCUGGAUUCGCCAAUGAACGGUAUGGUGCACGUUCCGGGAUCGUCUUCGCAAACGCAAGAAUCUGGUCGAUCUCCGAUUGAAGUGGAUUAUAUCUCAUACUAGGACGCGUUUGCUCCGCCUGAAUAAUCCGAAGGACACGCAACGCCUGGGCAAGGUCGUCAAUGCCUAUGGGAUUGGGCGGUUCCACGUCGGAUAAUGCCUCAGGUUCCGUGAAACUUCCUAACACGGUGCGUAUCAUACCAUUCAGGAUCAGAUGCCCGACGACAUGAUUUCCGUUACCGCACAUACCAGCCAAUGCAGCCAUGAUGGGAUCAUCCGCAU
Messenger RNA from Punctularia strigosozonata HHB-11173 SS5, 2804 nucleotides. Its product is annotated as xylitol dehydrogenase. Gene Ontology annotation, biological process: D-sorbitol catabolic process. The transcript is spliced from 12 exons. Lineage: Eukaryota; Fungi; Basidiomycota; Agaricomycetes; Corticiales; Punctulariaceae. The record is from RefSeq and is a predicted model, not a curated record. Gene Ontology annotation, molecular function: zinc ion binding; L-iditol 2-dehydrogenase (NAD+) activity. The coding region runs from base 23 to 1150 and encodes 375 amino acids.